Messenger RNA from Podarcis muralis (Common wall lizard), 3133 nucleotides. RefSeq names its product phosphatidylinositol-5-phosphate 4-kinase type 2 gamma (gene PIP4K2C). Gene Ontology annotation, cellular component: plasma membrane. Gene Ontology annotation, biological process: phosphatidylinositol phosphate biosynthetic process. NCBI's taxonomy places the organism in Eukaryota, Metazoa, Chordata, Lepidosauria, Squamata, Lacertidae. Gene Ontology annotation, molecular function: 1-phosphatidylinositol-4-phosphate 5-kinase activity; 1-phosphatidylinositol-5-phosphate 4-kinase activity. The record is from RefSeq and is a predicted model, not a curated record.
CGGCGGCGAGGCUGAGCGAGCGGCGGGCAGGGCGGCUGAGCGGGCGAGGCUGGCAGCGGCGGCGGCGCCCGGGGAUGGCAGCCUCGGUGGGGCCGGGGACCCGCACCAAGACCAAGAAGAAGCACUUCGUGCCGCAGCGUGUGAAGGUGCUGCGGUCAGCCGAUCCUCUGCUGGGCGUGCUGGGCUGGGGGAUCAACCACCAGAUCAAUGAACUGAGUCAAGUUCCCCAGCCAGUGAUGCUGCUCCCUGAUGACUUCAAAGCGAAUUCUAAAAUAAAGGUGAACAAUCAUCUCUUCAACAGAGAAAACCUGCCCAGCCAUUUCAAAUUCAAGGAAUACUGCCCACAGGUCUUCCGCAAUCUUCGCGAACGUUUCAGCAUUGAUGACCAGGAUUAUCAGGUCUCGCUGACGCGCAGUCCGCCCACUUACGAGAUUGAGGGUGGGGGGCGCUUCCUCCUGUCCUACGACAGAACGUUGGUGAUCAAGGAGAUCUCCAGUGAAGAUGUGGCUGACGUGCAUAGCCUUCUGUCUCACUACCACCAGUACAUUGUGAAGUGUCACGGGAGCACCCUCCUGCCUCAGUUCCUGGGUAUGUACCGGCUCAGUGUGGACAACGAGGAGAGCUACAUGCUGGUCAUGAGGAACAUGUUCAGCCACAGGCUCACCGUGCACAGGAAGUACGAUCUGAAGGGCUCCCUGGUAUCCCGUGAAGCUAGUGAUAAAGAGAAGGGCAAGGAGCUACCAACCCUCAAGGACAUUGACUUUCGAAACAUGAACCAGAAAGUGUACGUUGACGAAGAAGCCAAGAGAGAUUUCAUGGAGAAAUUAAAGAGAGAUGUGGAGUUCCUAGUGCAACUAAAGAUUAUGGACUACAGCCUACUGUUGGGGAUCCAUGACGUGCAACGAGCUGAACAGGAAGAAGACGAGGAUGUGAAAGAGGAAGAGGAGGAUGGAGAGGGUGAACCUGGGGGUGUGGCAUCAGUAGGUUCCUAUGGAACUUCUCCUGAGGGUAUUGGCAGCUAUCUCAACUCCCACAAGCCUUUGGGACCUGGCGACUUUGACCCUUACAUUGAUGUCUAUGCCAUAAAAAGUGCUGAAAAUAGCCCCCAGAAGGAGGUUUAUUUCAUGGGCCUGAUUGACAUCCUCACACAGUAUGAUGCCAAGAAGAAGGCUGCCCAUGCAGCUAAGACCGUCAAGCACGGGGCUGGUGCAGAGAUCUCCACGGUGCAUCCAGAACAAUAUGCCAAGCGCUUUCUGGACUUCGUCACGAAUGUAUUUGCUUAGCAGUUGUGCAGUCUGUCUUGUUGGCUGAAGCUUCAGAUCAAAGGCUUUCCUGCCCUCCUCCCCCUACCUGUAGUUCUCCCUCUCUCCCCCACCCCAAUUCUCAGUAAGAGGGAUGGUUCCCCCCCCCUGCUGUUUGGGUCAGCAGGAGAGUUGGGUUGACUUGAGCCCCAUUGUGGCUGGUCUGGGGGAUGGCUGCUGAAUCAAGUGCCUUAUCUUUGACCUUCCGUCGGGAUGAACAACCGUCCAGAGCACUAAAGAGGUCGCUGCUUUUGAAGGCAGCCUAAGCAGGAGAAAGAUGGCUGGCUUCAGAUUCAUCCCAGCAUUGAUAUUCUCUAUCCUCUAAACUGUACAGGGUACAUGCUACAUUGGUGACUCUGGUCAGGGCAGGAUCUAAGCUCACACAUAAGGUUUAAUGGUAUUUUAUUCAGAGACAGAAUAAUAUGCAAUAAGAAUUUAGUCUUGUGCCUUGAAAGAAGGGGGUCAAGUGGAUUCUUCCCCAUUUAUGCAAUCAAUUCCCUUUGAGGGUGACUGAUAGUAUAUAUUAACUUACCCCAUGAUACCCAGUGGUAGUGCCUCUGUGUUUCAAAGUCCUCCUCCUCAUUCUUUACCUCGUCUUUCCCACCCCUUGCUGGAAGGUUGUGCUGUAACCCACCCCUCCUGAGUGGCGUUGGCUCCUUCUAGCACUCUAGUAAAUAGCAGAGGCUCUCAUGAGCAUCCUGUGAGCCUAGCACUCCAGUUCUCACCCCCAGCAGUGCAGCCUCCACUAAACCUUGUUGCCAAAGUUCUGCCCCUUACAACAAGAGCCUCUUCCACGAAGGGCUGCUUUCAGAAGUCCUAUGAUUCUCCCUCAGCCAUCACUCCAAAGGAGGAUUAGAACUGAUUCAGGGUUUGGGAGCUACUUCAGGGCUGCCCGUGGGGAUUUGAGAAUGUCCUCUAGGAGGCUUGCUGUGCCUGCUUUGGCAGAGGGAGAUGGGUGUGUGUAGGGGAGAAGAGACAGAGACUGGCCCUGUGUAAUAUAUUGCAUCCAGCUGUUCCCCUUGCUUCAGUAUGUAGCAGACUGUGUUGAGUAGCUCUGCUCACUAGUAAGGCUGUGACUGUAGUAAGUCCUGGCUUCCCAGCUCCACCCAAAGAUAGCUUGUCCAGUUGAAGCCUCCAGAAAAUGUCAAGGCGAAAGCCUUAUCUGCUCCCUGUUUUAGCAUAGCUUUUGGGGACAGGAUGAUGUGGAAAUGCCAUGCCCAGGAAGGGGGCGUUUUCAGAAGCAUUAUGUGUGUGUGCACGCAAUCUUGUGAAAGGGGCCCUAAAUGUUUCCUUCUGAUCUAACAAACUUAUAUGCUGAGGGAUGUCAAUCUGUCUGUCAGUAGCUGUGUGAUGGGGCUCUCUGAGGAAGCAGUUUAUAUGCCAAGGAGCUGUGAGGUGUCUUAAAGAGAACAUCCCUCUGUAAUAGUGUAUUCAUUAGUUCAGCAGAGCACAGCUGUCAAGGUUGAUCACGGGCCAGUUGCUCUUCCUGGACUGGCGCACCAACUUAACACGCCAUGGCAGCUGUUCUGGUAAGGGGAGAGGCUUAUGGCCGGCUCUGACGGUGGCACAGCCACCCAGCCGGCUGCUUUAGGCCUAGAACUCGGGGUAGUGCUGUGCUCUUCCAUCAGUUCCCUCCCCUCUGCCCCCAAUAUUGUGGUUCUGCUGGGACUUGAUGCCAUUCCUUCAAUGCAAUAAAGCUUGUGCCAUGGAAACAUGCUUGUGCCCUGGGGCUGUUGUACUAUCAGCCCCUUUUCAAUGUUUCUUAUUGUAUAAGACGUUGUGUAUUUCCAGUUCACUCUUGUAUCACAUAGAAAUAAAUUAUUGAACCAGAA